UCUCGCCCCAAUGGUUCCCCCAAGUUCUACCAAGCUAUAAAAUAUUUGUAAUUUGUAAUUGAAACGUGCUUCAAUUCAUCGCUUUGAUAAUGAAUUUGACACGGCCGCCGUCAGUCUUAUCAUUCAUUUUGUAUACAAUCUCACAUGACUCGCGUCUUUGUUGUCAUGGUGAAACGGUGUAGCUGCAUCAACGAGUGGAAAUAUGCUGUCGGCGAUGGGAUAAACAGUGAUCACAGUCAUUAAAAGAAGGGUCCUAUGUCAUUUUGGCUAUGUAUUUGAUGCACACAUCUGAUCGUUGAUGUACAGCGAUAAUUUGCUAAUACGCGAGACGCGAUACGCGGUGGCUCGUUUUACAUCUAAUGAAUAAUGGGUUGUGUCAAUAGCCGGACAGACAUAACCGAUUUAUAUCCAAAUGUCUUUCAAGUGAUGAAUAUAGAUGAUGACGGAAAUAUCGUUUCUCCUGGCCGUUUAGAAGUCACUGAUACAGACAUUAUAUUAUACCAGCGCAGCAAGCCGCCAAUAAAAUGGCCGUUGCGCUGUUUAAGGCGAUAUGGAUUUGAUAUAGAUGGGCUUUUCAGUUUUGAGUCUGGUAGACGGUGCUCUACAGGCGCUGGAAUAUACGCUUUUAGAUGUCUGAAGGCCGAAGAUUUGUUUAAUCUUGUACAAACAAAAAUUCAGGUGCGCAAUAACGCUGGCGAUAACCCGCUGUCAACAGAUCUUCCAGUUGCAUCACAUCCUAUUGCAGCAGCGAUACCAUCAGAGCCUAAUUAUUUGGAUCCAACACCCAGAAGUAAUAUUUGCGCGGUAUCUAGAUUUAUUCAUAAUCAGAAUGGUAUUGGAAGAUUGAACAGUGUCGGAAGCAGUAAUGGUCCUAUUUCACCCCAAGAAACCAUAGGAUCACCACCAGCUACGAUGCCACCACCACCACCAAUUUCUCAAUCUCAUCCGUCCUUUCAAUAUGUCAAUGAAGAAUUUUUGUCAUCUGCGGCCAUGGAAAUGGAACGUAACAAUAACAAGAGUCUUAUAAGCACAACGCAGAGAUCGCCACAAACCGAUAACACGAUAUCUAACGAUGAACUCUUGACGGACAUGGAAUUGAUAUCUAUUCAGCGUGGUACAGAUGUCACCAGCUGUGACUCAGCUUUGCUGACUGCGCCGUCUUAUGUGAACAUAGAUAUCCACGGUGAUGACCUUCCAUUUCGCCAAGGCACAACUUGCGAGACGACGCAACUCAAGAAGGAUAACGACGCAGGUGGUCCUGAACACGCAUACGAGAACAUAAGUCCCGGACAAGAGCAUUUGGAGCAUGUUGCCGUUAGAGUACGUCCGCCUCCGAUACCUAUCUUGCCGCCGGACGUGGACGAAGGCUCCAGGCAUUGCUAUGUUAAUCUGGAAACGAAUGAAAUCGAAAAGAAGAGAUUCUCCGGCACUUCGGUGAUCGAGCGAUCGCCCUUGGCGCCUUCCACGCCAACGGGAUGCUCGAUUAAGGAGAUGUAUUAUGCGGAUUUGGAUUUGAAGCAGAAAGAACCACUUCCUGCUUCGGAGGAAGCGACGGAGGAAGCGGUGGAGGAAACGGCAGAGGAAGCGCCAUCUCCGAACAAGCUGAAAGAAUUUUACGCAAAAAUAGACUUUAACAAAACGAUCGCUGUCCAAAACUGUGUCAAUCCCGAUCUCGAGAACGAUGACGAAGGCUUCAGGAAGACUCGUCACAACUCCACAAACGAUCAGGUCUAAAUGAACCUGACAACAGGCACAAUUCAUCAGUAAGUGAGUGACAUUUUAUAUUUCAUACAAAAAAAAUUCUCAUAACGGCUAUCUGUUAUUUGCAGUAGAAAAAAAGUUGGGAAGGAUCGAUUUAGUUUCACUAUGAGCCUCUGAAAUCAUUGAAAUAAUUUGAUUAAACGUUAAAUAUCCGAUGUUUCUUAACACAUUGGAAGCUAUAGUAGUCGAUAUACCAUGAAAUAUUCCAGUGUGCAGUCUCUAAACAUGGAUUUAUAUGUAUUUUCAGUGCAUUUUAUCAGAGCAACCAGUAUUCAUAAAUAAUAAGUCUGUUUUUCAAGUGGAAAUAAGGCAUUAUAGAGAAAAUGUUUUUUAUAUGACAAGUGCAUAGAUAAGUUUGUAGUAUUUCAUGCAGACAGAUUUUUUACAUUUAGCAUUUUGGAGGAAUUGGAAGCUAAAAUGCCCCAAUCUUUUUUCUGUAAAUAUUGUAGAAAUUAAUACGGCUCAAGACAUCGAUUGUAACGAAUACAAAAAAUAGUAUGAUAAAGGAAAUAUGAUAUACUAUAAACUAUCGCUGAUAACAGAAAACGUAAUGGCUAAUUUUAAAUAAUUACUAUCACCAAUGAUUUAUCGUAUCUGUGAAGCGCGAAGGCAACUAAUAACAACAAAACAGUGUGAAUUUAAUAUUACUAACAAUAAGCCGUCAUUUAAAAUAAGAUCAUGAAUAGCAUAUUCAUAUGAAAUUUGAUACAUGUGAUGUGAGUAACUAAUAAUAUUCAAGACAAUGUUGAAGUGAUGCGGAAAUCUGUUGAUUUUCAAAGGUUAUAUAUUUUCGCAUUAUAAGAGUUUUUUAUAUGAGCAUUAUUUAGCAUUAUAUUAUUAAUCAUUACUCGUGCACGAGAACGUAAUGGAUAAUAAUUUUAUUAAUGAUUUUAAUUGAUUUGGGCAAUAUUUCCUUUCAAUAGCUUUUAAUCAGUAAUAAAAUUGUGAUACAAGAUGUAAAGAAGCACAAGUCUUUUUAUGGACAAGCUCAUGUUUACGUUAAUUAUAUUCAUAAUUUGUUAUAAAAAAAUUUAACAUUUAAUCAAUCGCAUCACAUAUUUACAUAUUUUACGUUGCCAAAAAUAUAUUUAAGAAACAGAUAUGAUUAAAUUAAGUAAGUCUAAUCACAGUAACUAUACCAGUCACACAAGAUAUACGCAUAAUAUACGCAUAAUAUAUUGCAUAAAUGCAAUUCCAUUGGUGUGCAAUGAAAGAUAUGUAGAACAUAUUACAGAUACAAUAUUAGAUUUUUUUUUUCACUCGUAUCUUAGUUUUUGUUAGUAAAAGCUUAAUCCUCUCUAUUCCGAUAAAUUUAACAUACGCUCGCGUAAGCUACAGAAAUAUUAAGUUUUUACUAGGAAACGCCUAACUUUUUUAUAGAGUAGACAGAACAUUUGUACGACUAUUACAUUUACUAUUACAUAUCUUUUUGAACACGUUAUGUUAGAUUGCGUCUUGUAUAUUCUACCCCUGUAAAAGUUUCUUGAGUCACAGCGACAAUAAGGAAAUAUUUAACAUAACAGUAGCAGAUAAUCGAACAUAUAGAGUCCUAAAAAAAUUGAAAAUUUCAAGUAGAUACAUUAUGUAAUUGAUUUUUCUAGGUUUUAUACGCACAUAGUGCUUAUUUAUAUAUAUAAAGGAAUAGAUGUGUGCACACGCACACAUGCAUGUCUGUUUCCUCUUUGCUAUUUUUUGUUUGUAUGAAAAGUAUGACUAUUAUUUAUUAUUAUUACACACAUUUUCGACAGCACGAUUUUUUUACCUUUUGAAGUCUUCCGUUAUAUUUGUUUACCAAUAAUUAAAAAAUAAAUAAUUAAUAAUUAAUUAAGAAAUAAAUAAUUUAAAAAAAUGUUUUACCAAAGGCAAGCAGGAAAUGCUUACAAAAAGUGUAAUAUUUUGUUUUUUUAUUUUUUUAAAUUUUUAUUAAUCGUAGAACAGAAUUAGUAUACAUGUAUGUUCAAAGUGAUACGUAUAUCAAAGACAGGAAUAUAAUGUUAAAAAAAGAAAAUGUUAGAAAAUAUUCAUCAUCUUAUGAUAUUAACGUAUUCACUGCCAUAUAUGCGUUGGCAUAUAUACAUAAUCUUUAGAAUAUUUUCUGCAGUUUCUUGCUUAGAAAAUAGUUGAUUGAUGUGAAAAAACAAUAUGCCAAAUAAUUGAAAGUUUACAUGAUAUAAUCUUCAUAUACGAUGUAUACUAUAAGUAUACUAUAAGUCGACAUUAUUAUGAAUAUCUUAUUUAUUAUCUAUUGCGUUAAUAUCAUACUUUUAAAACUUUUAUCAUUUUUACUACUGGAUACUUUCAAAACGUAUAAAUGAAUAUUAUUAAAAGACUGAGCUGAUCGGUAAAAUAAUACGUAGAAGAUUAGUAAAUGAUAAAAGUAAAAUCAAUAUAGUCAGAAUAUUUUAUAAACUACACGAAAGAUAUAUGUGAAUUUUUUAAUAUUUUUGUAUAAUUUUAGACAUUUGUUUUCAUGCAACGAAUAAUAAACGAACGAUUUUAAUAUUAACGUUAAACAAUCUUUUAUGAUUUUCUGAAUUCUGUAAAUAUUUUUUGCAGGCUCUAAACAGAUAUAAAAUCAGCAAAAUAGUUUAAAAUUGGUAGUGAAUAAGUUAAUAUAAGAUUUCUUUGGCUUUAACAUUCAACAAUUUUACGUGAAAGAGAAAUAAAUUUGCCUUGAAUAAAAGAAAUCUCUGUUAUACGAUAUUAUCGGGAAAAAAUUGGUUCUUUUUAAUAUGUUAUUUAAAUUCUCAUAUAACAUAUUCCCAUUUUUAGUAAAAAAAAGCUCUGGAUUAUACACUUUACAGUAAAUAUCAAAGAUUGAUAAGAUUUUUCUAAAAUAAAUUAAACGGUAAAGAAAAGUUCACAAUUUAAUUGUGACAAAUUUCAUUUUUAUUUGAAGAAUUAUUUCUUCGAUUAAAUAGUUAUUUAAAUAAUUAACUUUUAUUUAGAUAACUGCACUUUAUUGUCGCUGCACUGUAUCAAAAUGAUUAUGUAGAAUAUUAAAAUAAAUAAAAUCUUUUUUAUCUCUCCUUAUUGUUUUUUUAAUUAAAUUAUUCUGUGAAUUUUGUAAUCAUACUUUGUAUACGCAUAAUUCGAAAAACGAUGAACAAUAUGAAUAGUAAAUAAAAAACUUUUAUUUUGGAAUGAACACAUUGGAUAGAAAUUUGUGGGAAUAACGCCCACCUGAAAAUUCUUGCAAUAUACGGCGUGCACAUGGAAGAUUGUAAUAUCUGUAAAAACCGAAUUUGUUCACCUUUCAAAAUUAUCGCCAGUGCUCAAUAUCUUACAUACAUACAUAAAUGUAUAUGU
Messenger RNA from Linepithema humile (Argentine ant), 5070 nucleotides. Its product is annotated as fibroblast growth factor receptor substrate 2. NCBI's taxonomy places the organism in Eukaryota, Metazoa, Arthropoda, Insecta, Hymenoptera, Formicidae. Gene Ontology annotation, cellular component: cytoplasm. Gene Ontology annotation, biological process: fibroblast growth factor receptor signaling pathway. Gene Ontology annotation, molecular function: transmembrane receptor protein tyrosine kinase adaptor activity; fibroblast growth factor receptor binding. The record is from RefSeq and is a predicted model, not a curated record.